AUGCCUGGCAUUCCGUUUGGCGCGCUCGACAACCUGAAGGGCAAGCUCAAGGCUGCCUUCAAGAAGCGAAACGAGAAGAAGGUUGCCGGCAAGACGGAGCCCGCAAAGACCGAACAAACUACCGCGACCACGACUGCCCCCGCCACUGAGGCUACCAAGACUGAGACGGCUGCUGCCCCUGCUGCUGUCGCUGCGCCUGCCCCAGCUGCUGCUGCUGCUGCGACCGUGACCGCUGCUACUGCUGCCGCCCCGGCCGAGGCCCCUGCUGCCGAGCAGAAGAAGGAGGAGACCACUGCUGCUGCUCCUGCUGCUGCGACCACUGAGACUCCCGUUGCGGCUCCUGCUGUGGCUCCUGCAGAGGCUGCUACCGCUGCCCCUGCUGCUACCCCUGCUCCCGCCGCUGAGGCCGCUGAGAAGACCGCAGCUCCCGCGGAGGCCCCUGCUGCAGAGGAGAAGAAGGAGGAGACGGCCGCUGCUCCCGCUCCUGCUGCCGCUGCCGCCGCCCCGGCUGCCGCGACGGCUUAA
Molecule: messenger RNA, 525 nt
Organism: Canariomyces notabilis
Lineage: Eukaryota; Fungi; Ascomycota; Sordariomycetes; Sordariales; Chaetomiaceae
Exons: 4
Coding region: 1-525 (174 amino acids)
Source: RefSeq, a predicted model, not a curated record